AUGGCGGCUAUAUGGAGUCCUGACUGCGGGACCCACCAGCAAAAGUCUUUGACCUCUUCUGGGCACAACUGUGGGCCAAACUGGCACGAAACCAAGCUGUCACAGACAUCCCUCAACUGCACCCUGCCCCACUUAACUCACAACUUAACCAAAUUGCACCGCCAAGCUUCUGACCACGAUGAAGCGAGGGAGGAGUGUGAGGAGGAUAUCCUGACUCACGAAACACAGACCCACCAUCAGCCACCUCCUGACUAG
This is a messenger RNA of Pelobates cultripes (western spadefoot toad), 255 nucleotides long. The record is from the annotation of a GenBank genome assembly. Lineage: Eukaryota; Metazoa; Chordata; Amphibia; Anura; Pelobatidae.